This is a messenger RNA of Fundulus heteroclitus (mummichog), 1542 nucleotides long. RefSeq names its product serine carboxypeptidase 1 (gene scpep1). The record is from RefSeq and is a predicted model, not a curated record. Gene Ontology annotation, biological process: proteolysis. Gene Ontology annotation, molecular function: serine-type carboxypeptidase activity. The transcript has 13 exons. The coding region runs from base 69 to 1394 and encodes 441 amino acids. Lineage: Eukaryota; Metazoa; Chordata; Actinopteri; Cyprinodontiformes; Fundulidae.
UGUCGGUCAGCUGACUCGGGCUACAGUCAUGUGAUUUCUGAAUCAGAGCAGAGCGGCUGGAAGAAACAAUGGCUCUGUUUGCACCUCUCUUUAUUUUCUUCUUUUUUCUCUCUGUUCUCCUCUCCACAGGGCUCUCCUCUCCGCUUCCGGGUAAAGAAGUGUGGGACUAUGUGGAAGUGAGACCCGGGGCCCACAUGUUCUGGUGGCUGUAUUAUCCGGACAACCCGUCUGCUCAGUAUCAGGAUCUGCCGCUGGUCAUGUGGCUGCAGGGUGGGCCAGGAGGAUCAGGAAGUGGAUUUGGCAACUUUGAAGAGAUCGGACCACUUAACAGGGAUCUAGAGCCCAGGAAGACCAGCUGGGUGCAGGCAGCCAGUGUGUUAUUUGUGGACAACCCUGUGGGUACUGGCUUUAGCUAUGCUGAACGGCCUGAUGGCUUUGCCACCAACGUUUCCACUGUGGCGUCAGACAUGCUGGUGCUGCUCAAACACUUCUUCACGCGGAUACCCGAGUUCCAGAGCAUCCCGUUCUACAUCUUCUCUGAGUCAUAUGGGGGAAAGAUGGCAGCUGCCAUCUCACUGGAACUCAGCAAGGCUGUAGCGGAAGGCUCAGUGAAAUGCAACUUUGCUGGUGUGGCACUUGGAGAUUCAUGGAUUUCUCCCUUAGAUUCAGUGAUGACAUGGGGUCCAUACCUUUAUGCUACUUCCCUGCUGGAUGACAAUGGCCUAGCUGAUGUCAACAGUGCAGCUCAGAAGGUGAAGCAAGCGGUGGAGCAGCAACAGUUUCUUCAAGCCACUGAGCUGUGGUCUGUCACUGAGACAGUAGUGGAGCAGAACACCAAUGGGGUGAACUUCUACAACAUUCUAACCCCGGAACCAGACGAGAAACUCACUUCUACCGCAGGAGAAAACUUCAUCUCUCUACAAGCCCACCGCCACAUUCGUCCUCUGCACAAGCAAUCAUUGAACGAGCUGAUGAAUGGACCAAUUAGGAAGAAACUGGCUAUCAUCCCUCAGAAUGUCACUUGGGGAGGUCAAGCAGAGGAAGUGUUCACCAAAAUGGCCGGGGAUUUCAUGAGACCAGUGGUGGACAUAGUGGACCAACUGUUGACAACUGGAGUCAAUGUCACAGUUUAUAAUGGCCAGCUAGAUCUUAUAGUGGACACCCUGGGUCAGGAGCUUUGGCUGAAGAAGCUUAAGUGGGAGGGACUUCCCAGUUUCACUCAGCUGAGGUGGACCCCCCUUGAUGACCCGGCCUCCCCAGGAAUCACUGGAGCCUUCUACAAGACUUACAAGAACUUUGCAUUCUAUUGGAUCCUCAAAGCUGGUCACAUGAUUCCCUCAGACCAGGGACCCAUGGCCUUGCAGAUGCUGAAGAUGAUCACUCAGCAGGACUGAUUGACCCACUGCACUGUUGUGCCAAUCACGAUGGCUCUGACAAUCAAAUAAUCUCUUUAGUUUCCCAAAUUAAUUUCUAGAUUUUAUGGUUUGAUUUUAUGUUCUGUAAAUUCCAGCCACCAAAUAAAAUUCAUUUUAUAUAAAUAUU